AAUUUCAGUUUCUCUUUCCUUCUCUGCACAGGUCUGGACUCACCUAGUUCAGCGGCUGGCCCCACCCCCUCAUGCCUUUUCAGUCAAAGUGGAGAUUCCAACUUGCAUUUGCCUUUUCGCUUUACACACAUCACCUGGGACUGCCCAGGGAGCCUGGCUAAAAGCAGAGACAUGCGGCCGGAGGAGCAGUUGAGAUUUCGCCAUGGCUACAGCUUGGGUCCCAGUGCUGGUGACUGUGCUGCUGGGCCUGGCCACAGCAGGCCCUGUCCCCACUUCCAAGCCCACCACAACCUGGAGGGGCUGCCACAUGGGCAGGUUCCAGUCUCUGUCGCCGCGGGAGCUGGAAGCCUUCAAGAAGGCCAAGGAUGCCUUGGAAGAGUCGCUCCUGCUGAAGAGCUGGAGCUGCAGCGCUCGCCUCUUCCCCAGGACCAGGGACCUGAGGCCGCUGCAGGUGUGGGAGCGCCCUGUGGCCCUGGAGGCUGAGCUACACCUGACGCUGAAGGUCCUGAGGACUGCGGCUGACUCGGCCUUGGGGGCCGUCCUGGACCAGCCCCUUCACACGCUGCGCCACAUCCACUCCAAGCUCCAGGCUUGUGUCCUGGCUCAGCCCACAGCAGGCCCCAGGCCCCGGGGCCGCCUCCACCACUGGCUGCACAGGCUCCAGGAGGCCGAGAAGAAGGAGUCCCAAGGCUGCCUCGAGGCCUCCAUCACGUUCAACCUCUUCCGCCUCCUCACUCGGGACCUGAAAUGUGUUGCCAGCGGAGACCUGUGCGUCUGAGAAGCCGGACCCACCCCUGCCCGUCUGGAACACAGACCUUAUUUAUGAACUAAGCCCCAUCCCUGCCUUAAGUUAUUUCCUCUCACCCUUAUUUAUGGAGCUGCCGCUCUGACUCAGACCCACAAGAAAUGUUUAUUUUUCUACUUUUGUAUAAUCGGUGCAAAUAAACAGUAGGAACUGGAAAAAAAGGAAGAGCCAACUACCAAUUUUCAGGAGAUGGGGAGAACGGAAGAACCUGUUAAACAACAGCAAGGACUGCAAUCAGCAGAAUAGAGACUCGGGCAAAUGCCGAAGGACAAAUAAUCCCGUUUCUUCAGCAAAUACAUUUCCAGGAAAGAAAAACAGAAAGAUGGGGCCCCUAUACUCUACCGGGAUGGUCUAUAAAGAGGAUUUAAAGAUCUAUCCACCAUCGGCAACACAGAGACCUUAUUUGGGCCCUGAUACAAACAAACUGUUCCAAAACCAUGGGUUGAUGACGACUGGACCUGGGGACAUUGACUGGA
Diceros bicornis minor is the source of this 1281-nucleotide messenger RNA. Its product is annotated as interferon lambda-1-like. The coding region runs from base 203 to 778 and encodes 191 amino acids. The transcript has a single exon. Lineage: Eukaryota; Metazoa; Chordata; Mammalia; Perissodactyla; Rhinocerotidae. Gene Ontology annotation, biological process: defense response to virus; innate immune response; positive regulation of immune response. Gene Ontology annotation, molecular function: cytokine activity. The record is from RefSeq and is a predicted model, not a curated record.